AUGGGGUAGCAUAGAAAACUUCAUUAGGACAUUAGACUUAAACAGGUAUUCUCAAAUGUAAGACUUUCUCCUUAAAAGUAGCAGUAAUAAUUUUUGCCUUCAACUCAUAGCAAUUAACUAUCACCAUCUAGAUUAUUCGAAGACAAAAUGAUUCAAGUCAAUUUAAUUACAGAGCAAGCAUCACUUAAAACUUUACCUUAGAAUCAAAGUAAAUGUAUAUCCAAGCGAUCAAAUGGACAUAGAAUUGUUGCUUCUUAGUCUAAUGAUAUGCUUACCACAAAAUCUAGUCAGAUGUCUAAUUAAAAUUAGCCUGGGUUGUAAAAUUAGGCAAGUUCAACUACCUUACACAGAGGUAUUUCAUUCGGGAUCAAGCAGCAAUAUCAAAUAAGUAAAGAUGUCAUCUUAUAGGACUUUGACCCAACUAUAGACUAGGUAUAAACCUCUCUUAAUUAAGAAGAUACAUUUAAUGAUGAUGGUAAGCACUGUAAUAGUGUGGAAAUUAUUAAUACUUAAACCAUACUAUCAAGAAAUAACCAGAAAUUUGAGGUUUAUCAAUAUUAGAAAGAUGAAACAUAAGAGUCACAAGAAGAUAAGGAAUCAAGUUAAAAAUUUGAUUAGACUCUUAUUUAAGCAUAAAAGGUUCUAUUGAAAUAGAGGACUAAGUAAUAGAUCAUUUAACAAAGAAAUAAGAUUUAAAUGUCACUUCAAGAUCUGACAAAGAAAAAUCUAGAUGCUUCUAUCAAUAUUAGAAACGUUAAUAAUGAUAUGAAAUCUAGAAUGCAUGAUAAGGAAAAUGAGAAAUUCACAACAUAUAUCCAAACAAUGAGUUCAGAUUUGAAUAACAUUCUCAGUAAAAUGCCUUCAGAUGAUUCAGGCUCAUUAAUGUCCAUCAAAUUUGAGGAUAUCGAGAGGUAAUAUAAAAAUUUUGGAAUCAAUAGUUAGAGUAUUUGUAACAUAAAUUCUAACGAAAAGGACGAAAUGAUUGACUAAUUGGAUUAGACCAUUAUUUAAGUUAAUCUAUAAGAUGUCAGCAAUAAAAUUUAAGUGGGUGGUGGAAAUCUUAGCAGUCGCAGAAACUAGUCACUUAGGUGA
This is a messenger RNA of Stylonychia lemnae, 1092 nucleotides long. NCBI's taxonomy places the organism in Eukaryota, Ciliophora, Spirotrichea, Sporadotrichida, Oxytrichidae. The record is from the annotation of a GenBank genome assembly.